Messenger RNA from Nicotiana tabacum (common tobacco), 801 nucleotides. RefSeq lists its product as uncharacterized. The record is from RefSeq and is a predicted model, not a curated record. NCBI's taxonomy places the organism in Eukaryota, Viridiplantae, Streptophyta, Magnoliopsida, Solanales, Solanaceae.
AUGGUAUAUGCUUACAAUGAUAUGGCACUUAGAAGGAACCUAUGGAAGGAGAUAAUGGACAUCUACAACCACACUCGAGGUCCAUGGGCUGUGAAGGGUGAUUUCAAUAGUGUCCUGCACAAGGAAGACAGGGUAGGCAGUCCAGUGACAGUGGCUGAAAUAAGAGAUUCCAGGCAAUGCUAUGAUGUAUGCUACUUCCAAGAGCUGAAAUCAGCUGGUGCCUAUUAUACCUGGAACAACAAGCAAAGUGGAGUAGAUAGAGUACUUAGAAAAAUAGACAGAAUAUUGGUAAACAUGGGUUGGUUAUCACAACUGCCAACUUCUAUGGUUAACUAUAUGACUGAGGGCUUGUUUGACCACAGCCCAGCUAUGAUUAAUUGGGAGAAUGAAAACCAGAGGAUCAAUAGGCCAUUCAAGUACUUCAACAUAUGGAGUAUGGAUCCUGAAUUUAAAAAUAAAGUGGGGGAUAGAUGGAUUAUUAAAAUCAGAGGAACCAAAAUGUAUCAACUAGUGGGGAAACUGAAUAGGCUGAAGAGAGUUCUCAAACACCUGAACAUAAAUAAAUUUAGUGACAUCAAAUUGAAAGUAGAACAAGUUAAGGAAGAACUAGAGGAGUGUCAAAAGCAGAUUCAACAAAAUCCCAUCAAUUAUAAUCUCAUUGAUAAGGAGAAGGAAUUGGCAAAUAAGUAUAGUAGAUUAAAGAAAGCGAGUGACCAGUUCUUAAGACAAAAAAGUAAAGUAAAGUGGUUGAAACAAGGGGAUCAGAACAACAGAUACUUUCACAUGUAUAUGAAGGCUUAA